AUGUCUAUCUUAGAUCUCAAAGCACGGCUUAGAGCACACAUACAAUCACUAUUUGAUGAGGGCAUCUUGGAUUCUUUACAAUUUGCAGAGUUACAAAGUUUACAAGAAUUAAGUGAUCCAGCAUUUGUUGCUAAUACACUUGCUACAUUUUUAAAUGAUUCACAAAGGGCCCUUGCUGAAAUGUCCAAAAUUUUGGACCGUCCUAUUGUAGACUAUCAAAGGCUAAAAGUUUAUGUAAUGCAGGUGAAAGGGAGUAGUCUUAGUAUUGGUGCUCGUUUAUUGGUACUUGCUUGUACAGAAUUUAUCCGAGUUUCUAGUGGUCAUUUUAAAGAUGGAUGCAUAAGAGCCUUGAAUCGGAUGAAAAAUGAGCAUUAUCAUCUACAAUGCCAACUUGAGACAAUUAUCCAGGUGUAUCAGCCAGCCAGCAGCGUAGAAUCUUGCUCCCAAUCAGAGACAGGACAAGAUCGUGCUCUAUUCUCAAGUACUACUCCAAGCUCACCCAUCUUUGCUGAAGCUCAAGCCUUGCUUGCCGGGAUUAAGCUAGCUAGAAGCUCCAAUGUGAAGAACCUUCAGAACCUUCGGAUCUUUUCAGAUAACUCCAAUCUGGUUCAGGCUACUUCAAGCAACUUCUCCUUGAAGAAAUGA
Molecule: messenger RNA, 645 nt
Organism: Nelumbo nucifera (sacred lotus)
Lineage: Eukaryota; Viridiplantae; Streptophyta; Magnoliopsida; Proteales; Nelumbonaceae
Product: histidine-containing phosphotransfer protein 1-like
Biological process (GO): phosphorelay signal transduction system; phosphorylation; cytokinin-activated signaling pathway
Cellular component (GO): nucleus; cytoplasm
Molecular function (GO): histidine phosphotransfer kinase activity; protein histidine kinase binding
Source: RefSeq, a predicted model, not a curated record